AUUAUCCCUGAUUUCCAGGACAUCCUGCACUCACUUCCACGGGAGCAACAAAGCAGACAGGGUAAGACACCGACUGUCUAUGCCCGAGACAGGGUGGGCAGGUGAUGGGACAGUGUCCAGGAAAUGUGGCACUGUGAACCCACAGUGACAGCAAGGGCCUUCAGGUAGACAUAGGGAAAACUGAGGCAAGGUGGGAGCAGUCACUUCUCUUCUGUCCUCAUAGGAAACAUGGGUCCAAAGCUGCUUGAGUCCCGAAUUUGCCUCCUGCUGCUGCUAGGACUUGUCCUAAUGCUUGCCUCAUGCCUGGGACAAACCACUUCCCAGUGGUUUGCCAUCCAGCAUAUCAAUAAUAAUGCCAACCUCCAAUGUAAUGUUGAAAUGCAGCGUAUUAACAGGUUUAGAAGAACAUGUAAGGGCUUAAAUACUUUUCUUCAUACAAGUUUUGCUAAUGCUGUUGGUGUGUGUGGAAAUCCAAGUGGCUUGUGCAGUGACAAUAUAAGUCAAAACUGUCAUAAUAGUUCAUAUCGGGUACAUAUAACUGUCUGUAACAUCACCAGUUGGAGGAGAACACCUUAUACCCAAUGCAGAUACCAAGCUAAAAGAUCAUUGGAGUACUACACAGUUGCCUGUGACCCCAGAACUCCACAGGACAGUCCCAUGUAUCCAGUGGUUCCAGUUCACUUGGAUGGGACAUUUUAG
Molecule: messenger RNA, 699 nt
Organism: Mus musculus (house mouse)
Lineage: Eukaryota; Metazoa; Chordata; Mammalia; Rodentia; Muridae
Gene: Ear10
Product: eosinophil-associated, ribonuclease A family, member 10
Exons: 1
Coding region: 229-699 (156 amino acids)
Molecular function (GO): nucleic acid binding
Source: RefSeq, marked validated